GAUGAUCUUGAACAUACUGUCGUGGGUGACAUAAUGAGAAAGUUUGACUCAUCAAGUAACAUAGGAAAUGCUGUUCUAUAUGAGUGCAUAUGCUGUGCUUCAUCCAUACAUCCCAAUACUAAGUUAUUAGAGGCUGCAGCAGAAGCAAUAUCUAAAUUUUUGAAGAGUGAUAGUCACAAUCUAAAAUAUAUGGGCAUAGAUGCCCUAGGUCGGUUGAUAAAGAUAAGUCCAGAAAUCGCUGAACAACACCAACUGGCCGUGAUUGAUUGCUUAGAGGUGAGAAACAUUUUCUCGUAUGCAUUUGACAUCAAUAUAUUCGUGUUGAUGGAGCCAUCAGAGAUGCAGGCUGUGCUCAUGUUCUUUGUUUUUCCUCUUUGUUUUUGUGCACACUUGAAUGGCUAUACCUUUCCAUGUUAACCUUAUUUUAUUGCU
Camellia sinensis is the source of this 432-nucleotide messenger RNA. NCBI's taxonomy places the organism in Eukaryota, Viridiplantae, Streptophyta, Magnoliopsida, Ericales, Theaceae. The record is from RefSeq and is a predicted model, not a curated record.